CGCUCCCGGGCCGGCCCCAGCGCCCCCCCCGGGCCGGCGGGCCUCGGCCGGCCCGUCCAGCGAGAAAUGAACGGCGAACGGGGCUGGUGUGUGCUGCGGGAGCGGAGGCGGGGCCGCAGCCGCCCCUCAGGCCGCAGCCCCUUGUCCCGCCCCGCGGCCCUCGCCAGUCUCGGCGCUGCCCGUUCGCGGCCGUGGAGUAAAAUAUCCUUGUAUGCCUGCGCACAGACGGGCCCAUCACCCAGGGAGCCAAGGUUCAGCUUCUCAAGUUUGAGUGGCCAGCUGAGGAGUCGCUUCACCGAGAGCUGGAAGGUGCUGGGCAAUCAAAACCGUGGCAGCAACAGAGUGGUGUAAUGUGAAGGAUGAAAUCUCUAAGUCUUUGGACCUUGAAUCAAUAACAGACUGGAAUAAACUCCAAGGGCAGGAGUCCAGCUGCUCCAGUGUGUUUCCACAUGCUCCCCUCCCAAGAGGCUUCUGUGUCAUCCCAUGGUGAGCCUGUUGUGCAGCCCAGUAGAUCUCAGUGUCAGGCCUUCUUCCUGCAGGUGGCACCAAGACUCGAACUGCCUCUGAAGUGUAAGAACUACAGCAGAAGUCAGGAUUCGUUCUCCGCGUUGACUGUGCUUUCCUGGAGGCAAUUUCAAGUCAAAUGACAGGUCGGGAUAACACCUCACAGAGCUGUAACUCACUUCUGGAGGCAGAGACAGGAGGAAACAGAACCUGCACAUUCUUGCACCAUCUGCUGGUAGCACCUCUGUCGACAGACACACCUAGAACAGAUUUUAUAAUUCCUCUCAAACCUGGAGGGAUAUGUCCACAUUUAGAGACGUGAGACCACCGCUACAAAGCUUCACGAUUCAGGGUGAAGUGACUCAUCUGCCCUAGCUCAUCAGAGGAUGGUUAACUGACGGCCCGAUUAGACCACACCAUGGAGAAGACAGAUGCAAACGGCCAGCCACCCAAACCCGAUGGGGAGCAGGAGCAGCCCCGCAGCCUCCCCUACUCCGUGGAGACGCCGUACGGCUUCCACCUGGACCUGGACUUCCUGAAGUAUGUGGAUGACAUCGAGAAGGGGCACACCAUCAGGAGGGUUCACAUCCACCGGAAAGCCAAGCAGCCGAAAUUCAGCACCCUGCCCCGAAACUUCAGCCUGCCCGAGAACGGCUCCCGGGGGUGCGUGUCCGCCCCCACCAAGAGCUGGACGGCGACCUGCUCCUUCCCCCAGCGCAAGGCGUCCCUGGGGGCGGAGGACACCCCCCGUCCCCUCCUGCCCAACGAGCUGACCCUUCCCGUGGCCGAUGAGCCGAGUUACCGGAGAAAAGCCCUUUUGGCGGAGACGUGGCGGCAGGCGGAGCUGGGGAGGCAGGAGGACGAGCUCUGGGGGCGGCCGCAGCUACUGCGAGCCUCCAGCAUGCCGGCUGCCCUGCCGCCCGGCCAGCCCCCGCCGGGGGAUGGACGGGUGCCCUCGCCCCUCCGGCCACCUCCCCAGCCCUGCCGCGAGCAGGGUGGCUCCGAAAACACGUUUCGCCCCGGCUCCGAUGGCGUCAUGUUAAAUCUUCCCCGGGAGAUGAGCUCGGAGCAAGAUGUCUCCUUGGGGCAGAAGGAGCAUCCCAGUGGAGGCAGCCCGGGGCUGGUGCAGGUGCAGCCCCUGUGGCAGAGCCAGCAUCCCGCCGUGCCGCAGCUGCAGGUGGUGAUGGAGAGCAGAGGCGAGGAGGGCGAUGCUGCCGACGCCAGCGGUCGCUCUGCCUUGGACAGGGGUGAACCAGCGUCACCGGGUGCCCUCCAGCUCGCAGAGGAGAACACAAACCCUGGGGAAGGGGAGUUAAGUGUGAGUGAAAUCACUCCGAACGUGCUGAAGGAAGCUGAGGAGGGGAGUGUCCGGGCUGGAGAGAACAAGGAGAGCUGUGGUCCUCAGCCUGGUGAUGCCGGAGAGCCCGGCGGGGUUGCCGCACUGAAGCUGCAGGUUGCUGCUCUGGAGGAGCAGCUGAGCAAGAAGAAGGAGGAACUUGAGCGGAUCAGGGCAGUGCUGGAGCAGCAGGAUCAUGAAAUCAAGGAGAAGGAGAAAAGCAUUAAGUUACUGGCCAGCUCCAAAGCUCAGCUGGAAGAGAAGCUGUGCCGGGAAACCAUGGAAGGUGCCAAGCAGAGCAGCAGGGCUUUGCAGUGCUACGAUGCCGCAGUGAACACCGACCUCUCGCAGGUAACCGGGGCCAAGCAAGCCCAUGAUAAAGGCAUCAAUGUAAAUAUCCCCAUCUCCACCAAAUCCAUAGGAUGCAGCGUCCACAGAGCAGACAACAUGAACGCGCCGGGUGCUCGGAGAGAUCAGGGACUGGCAGAGGCUUGCAGUGGUGUCGGUGGAGAGGGACCCGGACAUUUUGGUGAAGCCACCAUCGAGGCUGGCCUUCAAGCACCGUGCUUCACCCAGCUGAAGAUUGACGAGCACCUCAGCGAUGACAAUCAGAACCACAGGAAUAACUACGAUACCCAGAGUCUCGCUGCUCACGCAGUGACUGCAGAAGGCUCUCGAGGAACAAGAAUUGGUUCAAACACAGGAGAAAACAAGGCGGGCUUUGGCGAAGCUAAACCUCGAGAUGGGCUGGAAGAAGAAGGUCCCCCUGACCACGAGGAUCUCCCUGCUGUUGACCCCAUUGGCCAAUACGUAAAAAAAAUCCAGGAGCUUUUGCAGGAGCAGUGGCUGUGUUUGGAGCAUGGCUACCCCGAGCUAGCGAGCGCUAUUAAACAGCCGGCCUCCAAGCUCAGCUCCAUACAGAACCAAUUAGUUAAUUCCUUAAACUCGUUGCUGUCUGCCUACUCUACGCAAGGGCCCGCGGAUAAGGAGAAUUCGAACACACACUAUCAACAGUUGGAAAUCUCUCCAACCACAAGUCUUAAAUCUAUCAUGAAAAAGAAAGGUUAUGGUUUCCAUGCAGGAGGCAAUGGGACCAAAAAGAAUCUUCAGUUUGUUGGGGUAAAUGGUGGCUACGAAACGACUUCAAGUGAAGACACAAGUUGUGAAGACAGCCCGUCGGACGGGGAUGCGGAGAGUGAGACGGAGAGAAGAGCUGAUGAUUUGGAGCCCACGCAGGUGAAAGCUGGAGAUGAAAGCGAGGGGGCUUCGUCGGGGACCUCCUCGCAGGAGAGACAUGAGGAUGAUGACCUGCAGGAGCCAUUGGCAGAAGCAGCGCCUUGCCCUCAGCACAAGGCUGACAGAUGGAAACCCUCUGAAGAUUUCCUUGCCGACUGCCAGCUACUCAGCCAGCACCUCUCAGAACUCAGCACCACCAGCGACAAGCAUCUGCGGCACAUCCUGAGCACCGUCUGCCAGGAGUGGUUCCGGGUGUCGAGCCGCAAGUCUUCCAGCCCGGAGGUGGUCGCAGCGUAUCUCAAGGCGCUGGGGACCAUCCAGCCCCAGCUCCUGGAGAUGGUGGUGAACCUGGCUGACAGGAAUGGCAACACGGCUCUUCACUACAGCGUUUCCCACUCCAACUUCCCAAUUGCAAAGCUCCUGCUGGACACAGGUGUGUGCCGCCUGGACCUGCAGAACCGCGCUGGCUACACGGCGGUGAUGCUCACCCCGCUGGCAGCUGCCGAGACGGGCGAGGACAUGGAGGUGGUGAUGAAGCUGCUGAAGGAGGGGGACGUCAACCUGCGAGCCGCCCAGGGAGGCCAGACCGCCCUGAUGCUGGGGGUCAGCCACGAGCGGGACGACAUGGUGCGAGCCCUCCUCUCCUGCCAGGCCGACGUCAACCUGCAGGACGAGGAGGGGACGACGGCCCUGAUGGUGGCCUGCCGGCUUGGCAACGCCGACAUCGUCCGGCUCCUCUUGGCCCAGCCCGGCUGCCAGGUCGCGUUGACGGACAAGGGUGGUAACUCGGCCCUGUCGCUGGCCCAGCGCGCUGCCCGGGGGGACAUCGCCGCGCUCCUGCAAGCCCACGCCAAGCAGAGCCCGUCCCUCUCGGCGUGACCGAGGGGGAGGAGGAACCGGGACGGGGAGCAGGGAACAAACAGCUCCUUCUUGUACAGCCCUCUGGGCGGCUGGGGCCAAUAUCACAGGUUUCCGUACAUACGGGGGGCUGAACCCUGUCAGUUAUCUGCAGACAUUCCCCAUGGCUAAUUCUCCUCAUUAAGCCUGCUUACACCCCCCUAAUCCACGCACAUUGCCACCAAUGACUCCGAGCUCUCCUAUACGCUCAUCCUCGUAUAGAUUUGGCAGGUGAGCCGCCGAAACGAAGGAGAAAAGCACAUUAGAAAAGCAAUACUUAGUCUUUUGUAACCUUAUAUUAUGGUUGUCCUUUUAAUUGACUACUUAACUAUAGCUCAUUUAACUUGUAAGUUUGUGGCCUAAUAUUUAUUAUUAGCUCCUUUGUACGUAGCGGCAGGCAGCGAUUAUUCGGUAUAUGUAACAACAAACACAAGCUGGAUGGAUUAUGUAAAGUAUAAAAUCCUAUUUGUGUUUGCUUAUGUGGGUCUGAUGUAAGAAUUAAAAAUUAACGCUCUAGGAAAAUAUUUGAGUAUACCAGACCCAAACGCACAGACAUUGUUUUGCCUCUAUUCAGAAUUACCAUAUGGCUCUUAUUUUUUUCUAAUUAAGUUUGAGCUAACGGGGAAGCUCAGCCCAUUGACAUGCACCGUGCAUCCACGCGUACGCCGCUCAGGCACAGCGGGGCCCAUCGGGUUCUCCCGAGCACGACACGAGAAGAUCACAACAGUUCCCAUCCCAGGAUGGGCUAACGUUGUCCCAAGAGUUUCGUGGCGCGACUUUGCUGCCAGAUGCUUUUUGGGCAAGUACCUGCUCUCUGCUUUCCCCCGUGCUCAACUUCGAGAUGCCCAAACGGCUCCCAGGUAAAGCCGUGCCAUGAUUUAGCUGCUGGAGUCGGCCGGUGCCAGGGCCUCCCCCACAGGGUUGGUUCAGCAUCGGCUCAAGUCCUACACGGGGCAGAGUUUUUUUCUCUUUAAUCCCUCUGCUGCUGCCAAAGAGGGAGGGAGGGCACCUUUACGCUGACAUUAAAUCGCCGUGUACCAAGAGAAGCCAUUUCCUGAGGCUGUGCUGCAUCUCUGUAGGCUUUCGUGGACUUGGAUGCCAUCACCAGUUGAGCUGAUGUGUGGUCAUAUAUGACCAGGUCAUACGAGGAGAGGCUGAGGGAGCUGGGCAUGUUUAGCUUGGAGAAGAGGAGGCUGAGGGGAGACCUCAUUGCCCUCCACAACUCCCUGAAAGGAGGGUGGAGAGAGGGGGGUGUUGGCCUCUUCUCCCAGGUGAAGAAUGACAGGACCAGAGGAAAUGGGCUGAAGCUGCGGCAGGGGAGGUUUAGGUUAGAUAUUAGGAGGAAUGACUUUACUGAAAGAGUGGUCAGGCCCUGGAACAGCCUGCCCAGGGAGGGGGUUGAGUCACCAUCCCUAGAGGUGUUUAAGAAACGUCCAGAUGUGGCACUUCAGGGCAUGCUCUGGUGGCAGAGGGCAGAGAUUGUAGGUUGUUUGGUUGGACUCGAUGAUCUUAAGGGUCCUUUCCAACCAUGAAGAUUCUGUGAUUCUGCGGUAACAUCGUAAACGCAGAGCUACUUGCCAUCACUAAAAGCAAAUCUCCCUUGUUCACUAAUUGCUGUUGUGUGUUUGUUACUAAGCAGAAGUUAAUCCUGGGCUACUUUGGUUGCUUGUAUGUCAGUUCCCACCAUGAUGGUGUCUCUUGACCUGCCUUUUCCCCUUCCUUUGUACUUGCAAUACGUGGCAAAGCCCUUUCCGAGACCCCCUGUCCUCGGCUCGGGAACACUUGCUGCCCUGCGGGAAGGGGAGGGCAGCCCCCGCCUCCUGUUUUCCACUGAAAUCUGCUGCCUGCCUCCGGUUUCUUUCCUUUCUUCAUGUUAUUAUUUGGAAGCCCUCACCAUCUCAAAUGUCUGAAAUGUCUAGCUGCCUUUUUUUUUUGUUUGU
Molecule: messenger RNA, 5913 nt
Organism: Chroicocephalus ridibundus (black-headed gull)
Lineage: Eukaryota; Metazoa; Chordata; Aves; Charadriiformes; Laridae
Gene: KANK4
Product: KN motif and ankyrin repeat domains 4
Exons: 15
Coding region: 923-3955 (1010 amino acids)
Biological process (GO): negative regulation of actin filament polymerization
Cellular component (GO): cytoplasm; cytoskeleton
Molecular function (GO): protein binding
Source: RefSeq, a predicted model, not a curated record